Molecule: messenger RNA, 3340 nt
Organism: Fundulus heteroclitus (mummichog)
Lineage: Eukaryota; Metazoa; Chordata; Actinopteri; Cyprinodontiformes; Fundulidae
Product: AN1-type zinc finger protein 3
Exons: 6
Coding region: 539-1231 (230 amino acids)
Molecular function (GO): DNA binding; zinc ion binding
Source: RefSeq, a predicted model, not a curated record
UCCGGCGGUGUGAGCGGGGGGUGGUCCUGAGCCGCUCCGAAGGGGGGAAGUCCUUCGUCUAUUUAUUUUUUUCUUUCUCUUAUCUCACCCUCCCACCCAUUUAACGUCGCCAUAAUCGGGGUUUAUCCGUGUCUCCGGGCCGCCGGUGGUCACUUCCCCGUUUAUUUUUUAUUUUUGUGUGUCCGGUGCGGUGGAAAGCACCGGGACUCCCUCCCCUCCCGUCCCCGCCUCCCCCCCACCCUCGUUCCGCUCGCCGAUCUAAACGUCCCGGAGGUCCAGCUGAUCGCUCCGAGAGGAUCCGCCAGUUGUUACGCUUCGAACCGAAGCCGUUUGUUCCUCUCAACGGCUCCCCCUUCAACCGCCCUGCCUCCCCGGGUCGUGGACUCUAACGGAAACCGACGCUCUGCCGUUCUUUUGUCCGGUUCUGCUCGGCAGUUGGAGCCGUUUUCCUCCGCCGCGGACCAGGCCCCGGACUCAUCCCCGGCCUCGCGUUUCCUGAUCGGGGCGGCUCUCAGAGGGGGAGGUCGCUGGAAGAGCCAUGGGCGACACGAGCGAGCGCAGCAAACCGUCCUCUCUCCCUCCCCGGUGUCCCUGCGGAUUUUGGGGGUCCAGUAAAACCAUGAACUUGUGCUCCAAAUGUUUUGCUGAUGUCCAGAAGAAGCAGCCGGAGGACGACUGCACCUCCAAGCCAAUCCAAAGUUCUGGGAGCAGCCAGUCGUCGGUUUUCAGCAGCGAGACCAGCAGCAGCAGCAGCCAGGCCCUGUCGUUGUCGCUGCCGUCCAGCUCAGAGGCGCCGUCCGCCGCCGAGUCGUCGGCCAUGUUUUCCAGCCGGACGGAAGGCGUGACAUCCACAGAAACAGGCCAAGGCACACUCUGCACGCCCACAAAACGUCCGCGCGAGUCAGCCUCCGGGUCGGAGAGCGAGGCGACGCCGGAGAAGCGGCCGCGGACAGAAGAGAAGGAGGGGAACGGCGAGGAGGCCCGCGGGACGCCCAGACAGAAGAACCGCCGGCGCUGCUAUCGCUGCCAAACCAAACUAGAGCUGGUGCAGCAGGAGCUGGGCUCGUGUCGCUGCGGCUACGUCUUCUGCAUGCUGCACCGUCUACCCGAGCAGCACGACUGCGUGUUCGACCAUCUGGGCCGCGGGCGCGAGGAGGCCGUGCUCAAGAUGGUGAAGCUGGACCGCAAGGUGGGCCGCUCGUGCCAACGCAUCGGGGAGGAGUGCUCCUGAUCGGCGCCGUGGCGACCCGCCGUCCCGUUACAGAGAUGAGGCACUUACAACGAGGAGGAGGAGGAGGACUGGGGGAGGGGAGGGGAGGGGUGGAUGAAAACGAAGAGGAGGGGAGGGGCGGGGGUGGGCUCGGUUCUAACAUCCUGCAUCUGACCCAAUAAAUCUGGAUCAUCGUUGACGUCCUGGUUUCCUGCCUGGAGCGUCUGUUCAGACUCUGGCCCUGUGUGGGUAACCUGUGACCGUUCAGUACCGCAUGCACACACACACACACACACACACACACACACACACACACACAGCCUUAACCCCGCCCCCCCCGCCCUCCACAGGAAGGACUGAGACAGAUUCAGCCGGACAGACAUCACGCACAGCUCUGCUGCGUCUCGCCGUGGUUCCCUCCUCUUGGCUCCGCCCACAACAGGAAGUCACCAGGAACUGUUCUGGUGCUCGGCUCAUUCGGAUUCUCCUUCAGCACACUUUGCUUUAUUCUUCCGUUUUCCAUGACUCGGUCGGGGGCGGGGCGCUCGCCGCCGCCCCACGGCCUCUCCUCAGGUCGCCAUCUGGGGGGGUCGGGGCGUCACACCUGCAACCCUCCUUCCUCUUCCUUGUUUCUUCCUUUUUCUUCCACACCGCUUCGGUCCGCGUGCGGCGUCAGAGCGAGGCUUUGCUUCUGCGGGGGUUCCAGCAGCAUGUAGGGCAGCUCUGGAUGGCGCCGGGAAGUUUGCAGCGUCAUGGAAGACGACGGCCGGUCGCUGCCUCAGCCCAUGAGCAAAACGAUAAGUAGAAAUAUUAAUGAGGAAACACUAACGGACGACAAAUCCUCUGUAGCAGAACCAGCCUCUCCCCCCGUCCCUCGGUGCUGCUCUGAGCGCAGAGAGCGACGCGGCCCGAUUUCUGCAACGUAAACGAUCGGGAUGUCGUUUGUCCGCAGAUUUUAGCAGAAGUCACCGUUAUGGCCUCAAAGAGAAGCAGGACGCUACAUAGAUCAGCUAGCAGGACGCUACGUAGAUCAGCUAGCAGGACGCUACGUAGAUCAGCUAGCAGGACGCUACGUAGAUCGGCUAGCAGGACACUACUUAGAUCGGCUAGCAGGACGCUACUUAGAUCGGCUAGCAGGACGCUACUUAGAUCGGCUAGCAGGACGCUACGUAGAUCAGCUAGCAGGACGCUACGUAGAUCAGCUAGCAGGACGCUACGUAGAUCAGCUAGCAGGACGCUAAGCAGAUCAGCUAGCAGGACGCUACGUAGAUCAGCUAGCAGGACGCUACGUAGAUCGGCUAGCAGCGCGUCCAGGCGGGAAUGGAGGCGUUCUCCCCUCAGCAGAGCAGCGGUUCCGACGUCAGAUUCAGCCAGCCUGCUCUGGGUUUGAUCCUUCGGCUGGUUUUGGCUGCAGAGCUCCAACAUUUUCUGCUUUCCCGUCUUCCUUUCUGAGGUUCUGUUUCGCUCUCACCGAUUGGGCCCCGCUCGGCCCGGCCGCCGUGCGUUCUGUCCAGUUCUUCUCAUCCCGUUCUCCAGACAGACUUCUCCCGACCUCGGUUCUGACCCUGCAGACGUUUUCUUCCUCCUCGCCGUUUUAAAGUUCGGAGCCGCCGUCUGUUGAAAGCAGAUCCAGAACCAACGCGUGGCGCGGCGCGGGAACGUUGGACAGUACCUUUUAUUGUAAGAUCAGGAGAAAUGAGAAGCAGCAGGCAGAACAGGAUCCUGAUUUGGGUUGAAAACCCGCCGGGCACCACUUUACUAUGCUAAUCCUCGGCCUUGGUUCCUCCCUCCUUCACCUCUCCGUCCUUCUGAUGAGAACCCGGCCGAGCCUGGGAGGGUUCUGGAGAGGUUCUGGCUCUGGUUCUCAUUCCGAGGCGUUUCUUUUUCUUUGUGUGUUUUAAUGAGAAACAGAAAAAAAAGAUUAUCUUUCUGUACCUUUUUAAAAGAAGAAAAUUAUUUAACCUUAUAUCAGUUUGAGUUACUUACACCCUAGCAUAGAGUGGCAUAUUUAGUUAAAUGUAUAAAAGCAAGAACAUAAUUCUGUCCUAUUUUUUUUUUCUCUCUCUCUUUAAUUUUAUCAUGUUCCACUUUUUUUCUGCUGAGGAAAUUAAACUGGAUUAGAGGAUGUUG